AUGAAGACAUUCUCUUUUGCCUUUUUAGGCGCAUUAGCUACUGCUGCAUCUGCUUCAUCCGAUCUUCUCUUGGAGAAAGUCGGCAAGCCUGACUUCGGUGGUCAAUUUGGUCCUUCUCUGAAAGUAGAGCAUCUCUUCUACGAUCUCUUCCCAGCCGGUGUGGCUGUCACACAAUCUGGAAGAAUGUUCUCUACAUUCCCACGCGGUCCUGGAAACAACUACACUCUGGCUGAGUUGGUCAAUAUCGGGAUGGACGAGGCUUUUCCUUCUUUGGAAGCAAACACCCUCCCUGCAUUACAAAAUGCUUCUAACCCUGGCUACUCCGCUUCUUACGACGACCUGCUCGUUAGUUGUCAGGGAAUCGUAGUCGAUGCGAUGGACCGUUUGUGGGUAUUAGAUACAGGACGCGCAAGUGGAGCACAGCUACAGCCAUGGGGAAGCAAGUUAUUGGCUUACGAUACUGGUAAAGAUGCAUCCACCGAGCCUGUCGAGAAAAUCAUUCUAUCCCCAGAUGUCGCCUUCCCAAGCACCUAUCUCAACGACUUGCGUAUAGAUCUCUCAAAGAAUGACAAAGGUGUUGUCUAUAUAACUGAUUCUUCAGAUGAAGGAAGAACGGGUAUGAUAGUAGUAGACAUAGCCACCGGCGAGGCAUGGCGUCACCUCGAUAUCCACCCAUCCACACGUCCAGACACAGAUGCCAUUUUCUCAUUCAAAGGUCAAUCCGUUUAUGCCACUUCGGACACCAACAAAGGGUUCUGGACGACAGGUAUUGAUGGAAUUGCACUAAGUGCAGAUGGCGAGUGGAUAUACUACACACCCAUGACUUCUCGCAAGGUAUACAGAGUCCCAAGUGAGAAGCUGCGCACAAAGCCAAGUACUUUAAACACAAACGCUAAACAUGCCGCGGAUGCAGCAGUCGAGUUCCUCGGUCAGAAGGGUAGCUGCAACGAUGGUAUGGAGACCGACAGUAACGGGCUCAUAUAUUUCGGCGCACCCGAACAAGAUGGCAUACAAACCUACGAUCCAUCUACUGGAUUAUUUGGAGACUUAAUCCACAAUCACCACAUCACAUGGCCUGAUACUCUCUCUAUUGCGGACCACAAGCUCUAUUGGAUUGAUAACCAAUUCUAUCUUCAGGACAGGUUCUGGAAUGGUACUGAUAGGACGGUCAAGCCAUACACACUUUACAGUAUCGAUAUUAAUGCUACGUCAGUACACAUGUAA
Molecule: messenger RNA, 1224 nt
Organism: Wallemia ichthyophaga EXF-994
Lineage: Eukaryota; Fungi; Basidiomycota; Wallemiomycetes; Wallemiales; Wallemiaceae
Product: Major royal jelly protein 1
Exons: 2
Coding region: 1-1224 (407 amino acids)
Source: RefSeq, a predicted model, not a curated record